This is a messenger RNA of Rotaria sp. Silwood2, 1260 nucleotides long. The record is from the annotation of a GenBank genome assembly. Lineage: Eukaryota; Metazoa; Rotifera; Eurotatoria; Philodinida; Philodinidae.
AUGCCAACUCAAAUCUUUAUCAUUCCACCGAAACAUCUUCGAACACAAAAACCGAUAAAAACGCCAAAAAGUGAUAGAUCUACUCAAGAUGAAAAAAUUUCUCAAUCAGUACCUAACACUCCAAGUAAUGAACAAGCAAAAUCUUCAAGUGACAAUAAACUAGCAGUAAUAAAAAUAAUUCCAACUGUACGUAUAAGUCCACCUCAACCAAUAAUUGAUAGUUUAUUUGAUUGGGAUGAUGAAGAUCGAUGUUUUGGCCAAGGACCAAAAUUUGUUCGACAUCGACAAAAACAACAACAAAAACAAAUAUAUGAAAAAAAUCCUCGAAUUCAAGAAGAUGCAGGGCAACCACAACAACAUGCUACUCUACCAGCUAUUGUUUCAGCGCCGAUAGUUGAACUACCUGGUGCACAAUCAACAUCAAAUGCAAAUGAUUAUACCACAGUAAAACGAGAAGGGAGUGUAGAUGUAGGUGAUUUACAAGGACAAACAUUACUUCAUUUAGCUGCUAAACUCGGACAUGAAGAAAUAAUGAGAAUGUUAAUUAAUGAAACAUCACAUGCUAAUAGUUUAUUAAAUACUCGUGGACAAACACCAUUACUUUGUGCUAUUGAAGCUGGAUCAACAUCAACAGCAACACUACUGAUGGAACAAGAUCCAUUGUCAUUAACAUGUAAAGAUAAUAUUGGUUCUAGUGUAUUUCAUUAUGCAACUGAACAUUGUAAUGAUAUUGUUUUAAGUCGUGCUAUUGCAUUACUUAAACGACUCAGUUCAAGUGCUGCUAGAGUGACUGCUCUUCAACGACUUAUUGAAAAAAAUGCCAACGGUAAAACACCAUUCGUUAUUGCAAUUGAAAAGAGUUCAUUGAAAUGUAUUAAAUAUAUAUUAAGUAGUAAAUGGUUACAUCGAAAUGCUGAAAUCGUAGAUUUUAUAAAUGCUGAUUCAUUAAAAACAACAAUUGAUAAAGAUCAAUUAGAUAUAGCUUCAUUUUUUGUUUCUGAUACACGUCGUUUUGCUGCUAUUAUUCAAAUAAAAAUUGAUGUUAAUGGACGUGCAUAUAAUGUAUUAGAAUAUUCAAUAGCAUUAAAAAAACCUGAUUUUGUUCGAACAUUUAUUAGCGUAAGAAUUCCAGGUGAUGAACGAGAACUUUAUAGAUCAUAUAAAAAUUUUUUAAAACAUUAUAAUGUUGCUUAUUCUGGUUCAAGUUAUGAUCAGACACCAAUACAAAGAAUGUUAACUAUGGUAUAUUUUAAAACUUAG